Molecule: messenger RNA, 1354 nt
Organism: Chaetomium fimeti
Lineage: Eukaryota; Fungi; Ascomycota; Sordariomycetes; Sordariales; Chaetomiaceae
Exons: 3
Coding region: 443-1354 (303 amino acids)
Source: RefSeq, a predicted model, not a curated record
CCUCGCGCUCCCCAUUGGGUUUCCAUUGUCCGGGAUUUGUAACGCCUAUUAGUGUGAGUCUCGCAGCAAACGGUGAGGACAGGAGGUGGCGGCCCGCUUGGGGACUGCAACAAGAACGCGACCCAGGUUCUCGAGUAUAAGGCCUUGUCCAUGAAGCAGCGAUGGAUGCUCAACCUAGACCAUGCUUGCAUUCCCGGCCAUAUCGGUGAACUUCAACACAAGGCACAACCUCGACCCUGCUUGGUAGGCCAUUAUUGUGUAUAAGGAGAAGGUCUGCCGGUUGCCCUUCGGCUCAAGGACCCAGUCAAACGCACCUACUCAAUCCUAUCAUUGCUGAGCUGGCUCUCGGUUUUUUGCUCCCGUUUUUAAUAUCUCUUUGCCUCGUACAUCCCCUCUCUCCCCUAUACUUAACACACCGGACCGUUGACCUUCAUUCCAAAAGAUGCCGUGUCGGCAUUACAAUACUCAUGGUGAGCUUACGGAGCUCGAAGAACAGGCCGAGAGCGCCAGUGGCCGGCAUCAGACAACUGCACUCGGGAUCAUCGCAUCCAUCUUCAACAAUGCCGGACUGGCGUACGCUUUAAUGGGUGGUAUGAACUUCUACCUGCGUGGAUCGGGCCGAACGACGCAGGACGUCGACCUUGCCGUCAACAGAAGGCCUUCUCUGGGACAUAUCUUGGACUUGCUGAACAACGAGAGCCGACCGGGACCUAAUUCGAGAAUGCUUUGGGCCUCUGGGGUCGCCCGUAUCUUUGUCCGAGUCAACAGCCACGUCGUUCAGUUGGACCUCAAGUCGCAAAGCGCCGAGGGCCAUGGCAUGCCAUACGCCCCAGCGGUGAGGGAGAUUGCUGACCGAUUGAGUUAUAACAAACGAUGCGAGUUCGCCGAGGAAGUCGGAGAGCGAAACCCAGAGGACGAAGAGAUAGUCAUUUGGGCUAUGAAGCUUGAUCGGAGCCCGAGCCCCGAGAGCGAUGGUGGAUCCCAGGGUCGCAGCACCCAUGGUGGUCAUGGGGGUGGUAACACGCACCAUGACAGUCGAGACAGCCGCGACAAUCGUCACAAUCGUGACACCCGUGCCACCCGUGAGCGCCGAGGAGAUCCCCGGGAGUCAGGAUCUGGCGGCCACGGCGUCAGGGAACGUCGACCCGCGGCCAUUCCCAGCUCGAGAAGACCGACUUCUGGCCGUGGUAGUGACGAGUUGACUUCGAGAAUGCAACGUAUGCACGUCUCAUCAGGAGCAUCAGGCCCUAGGGCCGAGCCCCGUCCAUUAUCCACGACAAUUGAUAGCUACGACCGACCAGCCCCCGAGCCUCAAAGAAGAAGAAGGACCGGGGGAAGGUCUGAAUAUAACUGA